Molecule: messenger RNA, 1762 nt
Organism: Vigna angularis (adzuki bean)
Lineage: Eukaryota; Viridiplantae; Streptophyta; Magnoliopsida; Fabales; Fabaceae
Product: arogenate dehydratase/prephenate dehydratase 1, chloroplastic
Exons: 11
Coding region: 181-1380 (399 amino acids)
Biological process (GO): L-phenylalanine biosynthetic process
Cellular component (GO): chloroplast; cytoplasm
Molecular function (GO): arogenate dehydratase activity; prephenate dehydratase activity
Source: RefSeq, a predicted model, not a curated record
AUAGUUUGAAAAACUUACACCAGAUUUUAUGAAUUAGAAUAUUGUUUGGAGUAGCUGGGGAACCUCAGCUUCCUUCUUUGGUUCAAGCCAUUCCUUCUUGUAAGCUUUUCACAUCACAUUUUUGUGAUGGUUUUGGGGUGUGAGGAAGCACGCUUCAACUGUUGACAAGCGUUGACCUCCAUGGCUGUUGCAAUUAGAACAUCUCUUGUGGUAGCUGGGCUCCCAGGUUCUCAACUUGGGUGUCACAAUUUGAGGAACAGACAGCAUUCUCUUACACUGAGUUGGGAAAAACAUCUGAAGAGUGCACACAAAUGGGGUGGGAUGUGUGUUGGUGGAACCCUGAGGAUUUGGGGGGAUGAGAAUCCAUGGAAGCGGACGAAGGUAGUGAUGCAAGUCGUUGAUCACCAUCCAAUGGACGGUGAUGUUUCUCGUGGAGUGCAUAAAGAUUUGGUCGCCCUUCCAAAGCCAUUAACCAUAUCUGAUAUUGUGGGUGCUUCUGAUGCUGAUGCUAAAGUACGAAUAUCAUAUAAGGGGAGGCCAGGAUCAUACAGUGAGGAUGCUGCACUCAAAGCUUACCCCAACUGCGAAACGGUUUCAUGCAACGACUUUGAAGAAGCUUUUAAGGCUGUUGAGUUAUGGUUGGCUGACAAGGUUAUUCUUCCAAUAGAAAAUACAUCUGGGGGAAGCCUUCAUCGGAGCUAUGAUUUACUUCUGCGCCAUAGGCUUCAUAUUGUUGGUGAGGUGCAGCUGAGUACUAAUCUCUCCCUUCUAGCUCUGCCUGGUGUCAGAACAGAGUUCCUAAAACGUGUUCUAAGUCAUUCUCAGGCACUGGAAUUGAGUGAUGAUUUCUUAACUAAAUUAGGCGUUGCCAGAGAAAACGUUGAUGAUACAGCUAGUGCUGCUCAGAUUAUAGCUUCAAAGGGCCUAUAUGAUGCUGGUGCAAUUGCAAGCAUUCGAGCUGCAGAAAUCUAUGGACUUAAUGUACUUGCAGAACGAAUCCAAGAUGGUCAUGAAAUCAUCCGUCGGUAUCUCGUGCUUGCUAGGGAUCCAAUAAUCCCAAAAGCUGAUAAGCCCUUUAAGACAAGUAUUGUGUUUACGCUGAAUGAAGGUCCUGGAGUACUGUUUAAGGCUUUGGCUGUAUUUGCAUUGAGGGACAUAAAUUUAUCCAAGAUUGAAAGCCGUCCACAAAGAAAUAGGCCAUUAAGAGUUGUUGAUGACUCCAACACGGGAACUGCCAAGUAUUUCGAUUACCUUUUCUAUAUUGAUUUUGAGGCAUCCAUGACUGAGCCUCGAGCACAAACUUCUUUAGCACAUCUACAGGAAUUUGCCACAUUUCUUCGGGUGCUGGGCUGCUAUCCCAUAGAUACAACCACACUAUAGUUAUCUGCUUUUUAUUGGUGAGUUUUCAUUGAAUUCAAUCAUACUCAAGCCUGAAUUUUGGAAGAGGAUUUGGAGAUACUUUCUUGUCCAAGUAAAAUAAAAGCUCUCAGAUGGUAAAUAAUGUAAUCUAUGAUAGCAAUAGUUCAUCCUCCUGACCUUAGACAGUGCCAUUAGUCCAUCUGCUCAUCGAAGAGAUCUUCAUAAAGAAUAAAGAGGUAAAUUAGGUUUUAGCCAAAUAUGUAGUUCUCUCUCUAUUACAUUGUCAAACCUUAAAGAAUAAGGAGCAACAAGAAGAGAAAGAAUCCGCUAAUAUAUGCUGUCAAAGUGAUGUCAUCGGAAUCAAUAAGAUCAUGUUUGGUUCAUGUCUUGAACUUUUUCCCAA